AUGGAUUCGAAAACGGAGUACGCCAAGCAAAAUGAAGAGAAGCAUAAGAGGAAGAUUAUUCUUCCAAAUGAUAUUUCCUGGGAGUAUGGGUCGAACAAAUUUGCAACCCAGAAAGGAAAGCUCAAAAUAACUUCGACUAAAGAGCUAUCCGAAAGCAACGAUGGCGUGGUGCCUCAUUUAACAUGCCCGCCAUUGCAUUUCCCAUGCGCGUCCCAAGCCAAAUCCAAUGCCUUUGGGAAUAUUCGCGAACAAGUCACAAAAGUUGUGGAUAAUAAUGGCGAAGAGAGAAUUCAAAUUAACAAGAUCGUCAACGAUAAAAUGACUGAGACGAUAUUAAAGAAAUGGGAUCAACCGAACAAAAUCGCAAAAAACUCGGACAUUGGCGAGUUUAUCCUCUUUUUAUUUUUAAUCAGUUUUAAAUUUCAAAUUUAUUCAGGCAAGCGUAGAGACGCUCUUACAGAAACCUCAGGUGGCCGUCGGUUAGAAAAAAAAGAACAGAUAAAAUGCCUUGCCGCGAUUCCCCGAUUUCAUGAUCCUCGACAGACUAUGGCAGCGAAGGGAAUCUCUCCUGGACAGAGUUAUCAACCUGCCUGUCAAAAGGGGCGUCAAGCUACUAUGUCAAUUGAAGGGUUAAAUCGGACAACAGCUGAUCAAUUAGACAGCAAUCGCUACAUGGCCUGGCUAGGUGGACAGCUUACAUUGCAAUCUCAAUCGCAAACCGGGGGAUUUAAUAAAAACAGGGAUGUGGUUUCCAACAACUAUUAUUCGAAGGUUGAUCAAACACAAAUGGCAAAAGAACUUCGCGAGAAGUUGGGCAAUUUGAAAAUUGAAUCCGAAGAGCGGGAAGAAGAGCAAUUAAAGAAUAAUUGA
Caenorhabditis bovis is the source of this 870-nucleotide messenger RNA. Lineage: Eukaryota; Metazoa; Nematoda; Chromadorea; Rhabditida; Rhabditidae. The record is from the annotation of a GenBank genome assembly.